CGAAAUCGGACUUAACGUCCGAUUUAAGACGGCUGAUAUUUAAGUGAUCAUCUCAAAAACACAUUCGCUAUGGUCUGACGGUGAGAAAUGUGUUGAAUUUGUGUUAAAAACCCCGACUUAACAGAGCUUUCCUGCUAUGACUUUGACUUGGAUAGGAAACCGUGUACUCCCAGAUCCUGUGAACUGGCUUAUCUUUUUACAGCUUGGUAUUUUUGGAUCUCGUUGUUGUGCGUCUGUUUCAUGUUCAUGACCCUUCUGAUGGUGUGCGUGCUCUGCUGUUGCAAGAAUAGGAAGAAUGACACCUCCACCGUACUGGGCAGAAUCCUUCUCUCUCUGCCACCGACCCUCUUCACAACCAGGGAUCCCGACGGAAUCAUACAACCUAAUGUAAUGUUCUACACCAGACCUCCGACCAGAGACCAAGCGUCCGCUGCAAUUGUCGCACGAGCACUCCCACCAAUGACUGCAAAGGAUCGUCUGACAACUCCGAUCAUGCCUUUGAAUCCCGCGUACCAACCAUCCCAGCCAGUCACCGUCACCAGCUCGACGUCAACUACUGUCAUCAACAGUAACGAAUUGACAUUACCGCCUGGAUACGUCGUGAACAGAGAUGUGAAAUACUGUUGAAGAGAAAUUUGGUGGCGCCAUCUACAGUUUGAAAUAUGAGCUGAUUCUGGUUUCCAUUAUUUGUCAAUAUAUAUCUAGCACGUUCGUUGCCGUGAUUUACGCCUGUGAUUCAGAUAAUCUAUCUAAUUAGAAGAACCUUUUUGCUAUCACUGAACUGUAGUAGAAAUAGGGUCAUCUAAUUAAAUAGCUCGUGUGAAUUAAUUAAACAGUGGGGGCGAAUCACAGGUGAGUCACUCAGCAGCCAACGUAUUUAAGUUCUAAAUUUUGAAUGUC
Argiope bruennichi is the source of this 900-nucleotide messenger RNA. RefSeq lists its product as uncharacterized. The record is from RefSeq and is a predicted model, not a curated record. NCBI's taxonomy places the organism in Eukaryota, Metazoa, Arthropoda, Arachnida, Araneae, Araneidae. The transcript has 4 exons. The coding region runs from base 241 to 627 and encodes 128 amino acids.